GGCUCAUUGCAGGGGAGUCAGAAAUACUUCAAGUCUCCUGCUGUCUGCGCUGGAAGGAAACUGAAGUUUUCCACUUCCCCUCCGCUCCGUGCAGUUGCAGCCGGAGACCGCGGGCACAUGGCUUCUGAGAGGGCUGCUCCCCCCAGCUGCCCAGGAGCAGGCAAUGCCAGGCAUGUGAUGUGCGUUUAUUCCUAGGCAGUGCUGCUAACUUUGCAGUGGGAGGUCCGGUCUCUCCAGUCCAGACUUAGACCGACGCCUGUUAGCUGUGGGGCCUGGAGUAGCUCCCCUGGCCCGACCCCACCCACUGCCGCUCAGCUGAUUUGUGCCUGGGUGCCCAGCCGUGGCCACUGGAGUUGGGGUGAGUGAACUGCGUGGGAUGCAAGAUUCAGUGCGGAGGCUUGAACUAGGAGGGGUUUCGCCUUGAGCACCAGGAUGUUCCCUGGAAGAGGGCACCCAAAUGGUUUCUUCCAUCCCUGCCCUCAGGACAUCAGCCCCUCCGCCUACCCUGCCGACUUCCGCAGGGACAACGAGGGCAUGUGGGCUCCCCAGGACCAUCAGGAGGAGGCCAGCUGGGAUUACCGACACGGGAGACGCGAGGAAGGCUUCAGGGACAGGUGGCACUCGCCCUUUUCCCGAGACAUCGAACCCUACCCCGCUGACUUUUACGGGGGUGACAAGGGCAGGUGCUGGGCACCCCAGGACCAUCAGCAGCCAGCCAGGUGGGAGAACCAACCCGGGAGGCACGAGGAAGGCUUCAGGGGUGGUUGGCACUCGCCCUUUUCCCGAGACAUUGAACCCUACCCCACUGACUUUUACGGGGGUGACAACGGCGGAUGCUGGGCACCCCAGGACCAUCAGCAACCAGCCAGGUGGGAGAACCAACCUGGGAGACAUGAGGAAGGCUUCGGGGAUGGGUGGCACUCGGCCACGCCACCUAACCAGCACUGCCCGGAGUCCGUAUCGAGGGAGGAACAUGGCAACUCCUGGGACAGGGAGCAAGACUUCUUCCCCAGGAAGUACCGUGGCCGCGGCUGGAAGCAUCACCGCGGCCCUUUCCGAGGCGGCUACCGAGGGGAAUUCACCCCUCACUACCACCACUUUCAGUCUUACUCCUCCAGAGAAAAGUUCAAGUCAUCCAGGUCGUUGGCCUCCCGCUCCCCAGAGAGAUGCUCGGUGUCGAGUAGAAAGAAAAGUGUUUCUUCUAAGACAGAGAAAGCAAAAUCAGCAGCGCCCAAGAAGCCUGGAAAAUCCAAGAAAGAUUCUGCAGCUCCAGUGAAGGAACCCAAACCGCCCCAGGUCCAGCUGGACGCUAGCCAGACAGCCACAGACCCUUCCAGCCAGGCCGGCUCUACGCUGGAUACUGAACCCCCGGCUUCACCCGAAACCACAGAGGAUCUUCAUCCCAUGGGAACAGAAGGAAUUGAGCUGGUCCAGCUGGGGGCCAGUCUGGAGGCUGCAGACAAUCACAGCCAGGCCUGCUGCACUCUGGCAACUGACUCAGUCCUGGCUGACGCCCCGGAGGAUCUUUAUCUCCCGGAGGAAGAAAUCAAGCUGGUCCAGUUGGAAGCCAGCCACGAAGCCACAGACCAUCCCAGCCAGGCCGGCUCUGAUCUGGCUGCUGAGCCCCCAGCCUCACCUGAAACUACAGAGGAGCUUCAUCCCAUCAGAACAGAAGAUACUGAGCUGCUCCAGCUGGAAGACAACCUGAAGGCCCCGGAUCUUCUCAGCCAGGCUGUCUCUGCUCUAGCUGCUUUACCUCCAAUCUGGUCUGAGAUCACAGAGGAGCUGCCUCCCGUGGGAAAGGAAGAAAUUGAGCUGGUUAACCUCCUUCCCUCACCCUGUCUGAAAUCAACGCAGGAGCAGCUGGCCGCUCAUCAGGAGGACGCAGGCUAUCCUUACCAGGCCUGCUCUGCUCUGGCUACCCCAGCGGAGACCAUGCAGUACCUUCGUUCUGCUGCCAUACUGGCCAGAAAGGAAGAAAUUGAGCUGUCCUACCAGCAGUCCAGCCUGGCCUUUGCUGUGGUGGCCACCAUGCUGCUGCACAAGGAGCCCUCCAUGGAGGCGGCGAUGGGGUCUGCGCUGCGGGCCAACCUGCGGCAGGUCGGGGGCCACUGCCUGCAGGAGCUGGAGCACUUCAUUAGCAGCUACGACUCGGGCUCCACCCGCUCAUGAGAGGCAGCACAGCGGGAGACAUCUGCUCCAGCUCUGAGCCUGAUAGGGGGGAGGAGGGGGGAGCCCCAGCAGCGGUUCUGGUUGGGAUGAGAAACCAGCAGCUGUGGACUUGUGCGGCUGCAGCUGGAGAUGAUGGAGUGGGAGCAGAGCCCCAGCGUGGAGGGCUGCAGUCCUGGUGCUGAUGCUGGACAAUGGCAUGGAACGGGAAAGGGGCUGUUGGCUUGACAUGGUGGGGAGGGUUAGUAAUUUGGGAAGGGAGGGGAGGGGAGGAGACGGCCUGUGGGAGGGCUGAGCGGUGCUAGGGCUGAAGGGGUCAGUAACCAUGGGGAUGGAUAAGUGGUGCCAGGGGCUGGGGAUUGUCGGGCGGGGCUGACUGAAGCCGACGCUGUGAGUGAUGGGCGACAGCCUCCUCAGAAGAACACUUGCAGCAGUUUCACCCGGCCAGGAUCGGGGCCCCUGAGCCUCAUGGUUUCAUUGAAGGAGAGGAGUCCCUGAAAGUCCCUGCUUGGCUUCCCUGAACUUUGAAAUGUUUGUUUGUUUGUGGAGAAAAUUGUUUUAUCUCUGAAAAAUAAAAUGGCAGGUGGUACCAUCAGCG
This is a messenger RNA of Mauremys mutica (yellowpond turtle), 2767 nucleotides long. Its product is annotated as periphilin-1-like. Gene Ontology annotation, biological process: negative regulation of gene expression, epigenetic; negative regulation of DNA-templated transcription; protein localization to heterochromatin. Gene Ontology annotation, cellular component: nucleoplasm. Bases 433 to 2172 code for a protein of 579 amino acids. The transcript has 15 exons. NCBI's taxonomy places the organism in Eukaryota, Metazoa, Chordata, Testudines, Geoemydidae. The record is from RefSeq and is a predicted model, not a curated record.